Messenger RNA from Stegastes partitus (bicolor damselfish), 7500 nucleotides. RefSeq names its product NACHT, LRR and PYD domains-containing protein 3-like. NCBI's taxonomy places the organism in Eukaryota, Metazoa, Chordata, Actinopteri, Pomacentridae. The transcript has 14 exons. Bases 401 to 3991 code for a protein of 1196 amino acids. Gene Ontology annotation, molecular function: protein binding. The record is from RefSeq and is a predicted model, not a curated record.
GAAAAGCCCAGGACCCCUCCUCCUGUUUCGCUUUACUUUCACUUUCCUGCAGCUCGCGGCGUCUUUUCUCCACGUGAAGGUGGACUCCGCCCAGGAAGCUGCUCACCUGAGUGUCCAGGUGUCCGGCUCUCCUUCAGCGCUCUGGACUAAACUCUAGAAACCUUUAAAACUCUCCGUGUCGAUGUUAAACUGACUGAACAUUAAAGGACUGAAGCUUCCAGUGGACCUCAAAGUGCUGCUCUUCACUUCACUGCGGCUCAUCGACGCCAUCUGCUGGACUGAUGUGAAAAGUUCAGAAACACAAGACAAGAGCCGGUUAAUUGAGGAGCAGCAUGAAGCAGGAUGAAUGAAUCUGUGUUUCUUCUGCAGGUGAAGGUGUGAGCUGCACGAGUUCAGCAGCAUGAAUCGGUGUGAAGACUCCAACAUGCUUCUGUGUGGGGAACACGAGAACCAGAACAAAGCUCAGAGCAAUAAACUUAAACCUGAACCUGAACCUGAACCUGAACCUGAACCCAGCUGUGUGUCCCUUAAAAGCAACAACUCCAAGAAUAUAAUCAUCGAGUUUAAAGAUGGACAGUCUUCUGCUGCAGAGACACUCGAUGAGGAGAGCUCAGAGGUUCCCAGUGUUCAGCCUGACCAGCAGCAUCACCUGAACUCCAUCUUUAUGCUGCUGGAGAACGACAUCGGAACUUUUGUGAAGGACGAGCUGAAGAAGAUGCAGAAGGUUCUGAGUCCGGAUUACCCACAAAGCUCGGAGAGCCAGAGGGAGGAUGAGGAGGGUGAAGAUGAAGAGCAGAGGAUCAGCAGAGAGGCAUUUCUGACAAUCACCCUGCACUUCCUGAGGAGGAGGAAGCAGGAGAACGUGGCCGACUUUCUGCAGAGCAGAACUCGUGCUGGCAAUUGUCAACGUGAACUUAAAUCUACUCUGAAGAAAAAGUUCCAGCAUGUGUUUGAAGGCAUCGCUAAAGCAGGAAACCCAACCCUCCUCAGUGAGAUCUACACAGAGCUGCACAUCACAGAGGGAGGGACUGCAGAGGUCAACGAAGAACAUGAGGUCAGACAGAUUGAAGCAGCAUCCAGGAAACCAAACAGAGCAGAAACAACCAUCAAACCAGAAGACAUCUUUAAAGGUGCAGCAGGAAAAGAUCGACCAAUCAGAAGCGUGAUGACAAAGGGAGUGGCUGGCAUCGGGAAAACAGUGUUAACACAGAAGUUCACUCUGGACUGGGCUGAAGACAGAACCAACCAGGACAUCCACUUCAUGUUUCCAUUCACUUUCAGAGAGCUGAAUGUGCUGAAAGAGAGAAAGUUCAGUUUGGUGGAACUUGUUCAUCACUUCUUCAGUGAAACCAAAGCAGCAGGAAUCUGCAGGUUUGAAGACUUCCAGGUUGUGUUCAUCUUUGACGGUCUGGAUGAGUGUCGCCUUCCUCUGGACUUCCACAACAAUGAGAUCCUGACUGAUGUGACAGAGUCCACCUCAGUAGAUGUGCUGCUGACAAACCUGAUGAGGGGGAAGCUGCUUCCCUCUGCUCGCCUCUGGAUAACCACACGACCUGCAGCAGCCAAUCAGAUCCCUUCUAGAUUUGUUGACAUGAUGACGGAGGUCAGGGGGUUCACCGAUCCACAGAAGGAAGAGUACUUUGGGAAAAGAUUCAGAGACGAGCAGCAGGCCAGCAACAUCAUCUCCCACAUCGAGACUUCCCGAAGCCUCCACAUCAUGUGCCACAUCCCAGUGUUCUGCUGGAUCACUGCUACAGUUCUGGAAGACAUGUUGAAAACCGUAGAGGGAGGAGAGCUGCCCAGCACCCUGACUGAGAUGUACAUCCACUUUCUGGUGGUUCAGACCAAACUGAAGAAGGUCAAGUAUGAUGGAGGAGCUGAGACAGAUCCACACUGGAGUCCAGAGAGCAGGAAAAUAAUUGUGUCUCUGGGAAAACUGGCUUUUGAGCAGCUGCAGAAAGGAAACCUGAUCUUCUACGAGUCCGACCUGACAGAGUGUGGCAUCGAUGUGAGAGCAGCCUCAACAUACUCAGGAGUGUUCACACAGAUCUUUAAAGAAGAGAGAGGACUGUACCAGGACAAGGUGUUCUGCUUCAUCCAUCUAAGCGUUCAGGAGUUUCUGGCUGCUUUUCAUGUCCAUCUGACCUUCAUCAACUCUGGUGUUGAUCUGCUGGAAGAAGAAGAAAACAACAAGUUUGAAAUAUCAAAAACCAAAUCCAGACUCUUCUACCAGAAAGCUGUGGACAAGGCCUUGCAGAGUCCAAACGGACACCUGGACUUGUUCCUCCGCUUCCUCCUCGGCCUGUCACUACAGACCAAUCAGAAACUAUUGCGAGGCCUGCUGAAACAGAAAAGAAGUAGCUCAAAGACCAAUCGGAAAACAGUUAAAUACAUCAAGAAGAAGAUCAGUGAGAAUGUGUCUGCAGAGAGAGACAUCAAUCUGUUCCACUGUCUGAAUGAGAUGAAGGAUGUUUCUCUAGUGGAGGAGAUCCAACAGUCCCUGAGAUCAGGACGUCUGUCCACAGAUAAACUGUCUCCUGCUCAGUGGUGGGCUCUGGGCUUCAUCUUACUAUCAUCAGGAGAAGAUCUCGAUGUAUUCGACCUGAAGAAAUACUCUGCUUCAGAGGAGGCUCUUCUGAGGCUGCUGCCGGUGGUCAAAACCUCAAAGAAAGCCCUACUGAGUGGCUGUAGCCUCUCAGAGAGAAGCUGUGAAGCUCUGUCCUCAGUUCUCAGCUCUCAGUCCUCCAGUCUGACAGAACUGGACCUGAGCAACAACAACCUGCAGGAUUCAGGAGUGAAGCUGCUUUCUGUGGGACUGGAGAGUCCUCACUGUAAACUGGAGAGUCUCAGACUGAGUGGCUGUAACCUCUCAGAGAGAAGCUGUGAAGCUCUGUCCUCAGUUCUCAGCUCUCAGUCCUCCAGUCUGACAGAACUGGACCUGAGCAACAACAACCUGCAGGAUUCAGGAGUGAAGCUGCUUUCUGUGGGACUGGAGAGUCCUCACUGUACACUGGAGAGUCUCAGACUGAGUGGCUGUAACCUCUCAGAGAGAAGUUGUGAAACUCUGUCCUCAGUUCUCAGCUCUCAGUCCUCCAGUCUGACAGAACUGGACCUGAGCAACAACAACCUGCAGGAUUCAGGAGUGAAGCGGCUCUCUGUGGGACUGGAGAGUCCUCACUGUACACUGGAGAGUCUCAGGCUGUCAGGAUGUCUGGUCACAGAGGAAGGCUGUACGUCUGUGGUCUCAGCUCUGACCUCCAACCCGUCCCACCUGAAAGAACUGGACCUGAGCUACAACCAUCCAGGAGACUCAGGAGUGCAGCUGCUCUCGGCUAAAGUGGAGGAUCCACUCUGCAGACUGGACACUGUGAGGUUGGAGCCUGCUGGAGUCCGAUGGUUGACACCAGGUCUGAGGAAGUAUUCCUGUGAGCUCACCAUCGACACAAACACAGUGAACCGACACCUCAAACUGUCCGACAACAACAAGAAGGUGACACAUGUGGAGGAGCACCAGUCGUAUCCUGACCAUCCCGACCGGUUUGACCACUGUCACCAGCUGCUGUGUGCUACUGGUCUGACUGGCCGCUGUUACUGGGAGGUGGAGUGGAGCGGCAACGCUGACGUAUCGGUGAGCUACAGAGGACCCAGCAGUGACCGUUUGUUCGGACGGAACGAUCGGUCCUGGAGCCUGCACUGCUUUAACGGUUACUACUCUGUGUGCCACAACGACCGAGCAGCGUUCAUCCCGUCCUCCUCAUCCUCCUCGUCCGCCUCCUCGUCCUCAUCCUCCUCCUCGUCCUCCUCCUCGUCCUCCUCCAGCAGAGUGGCGGUGUAUCUGGACCGUCCUGCUGGAACUCUGUCCUUCUACACAGUCUGCUCUGACACACUGACCCACAUUCACACCUUCGACACCACAUUCACUGAACCGCUGUUCGCUGGGUUCGGGUUUGGGUUUCUGUCCCUGUAUGUGUCCUGGUUGUCUCUGCGUUGAGUUUAGAAUACUAAACCUCCUCCUGCUCCUUCAGACAUCAACCUGUCCCGUUAAUGUGACGGCUACUAAACAGGUGAAUGUUCACUUGGUCGCUCAUCGUCCAAAAACGUCACGCCUUUUUUACGCUACACUUCCAAAACGAACGUCUUAACCCUUAGAGCUCCGCAGUCACGCCAGCAUUAUAUAAUCAUGCGACAUUUUCGAGACGUUACGGCAGAAAAGCGCCAAAUCCUCUCCAAAGUUCAGACUUUAAACUCUCUCCCAGUUUUCGUUUCAUGUCGAUGGACCACGUAGAACCGGAGAUAUGAUGUGAUGAAAAGCAUGUGAAAUACGGCGUCGCUUUUCUUUCAACGUCUUCGUCAUUUUUUUUGUCGUUUUUCAAAAAGUAAAAGAAAGUCCCUGGAAGUGCAGCUCCUGAUGUGGCCGCCGGCCUCAUUCUGGACACAAACUGUUUCCAUAAACGGGAAACAAGUCACACCUGCUUUAUAUAGAGUUACAAAUAUUUGUCUUUAGUUUGAUUCUAUAUCAGAUUUCCCUUUUCAUGUUCAUAUCUGCAACCUAGGUUUACAUUUUCAACUUUCAAAAUGCUUUAAUAAGCAUGUUUGUACUUUUUAAAGCAAUAAAUAAUAUAUAUUUUUAUUUUAUUUAAGCCCGAAAUGUAAAUUUUUCAGAAUCAGAAAUACUUUAUUGAUGCCCUGAGUUAAACCAAAAGUCUUAAAGAAGUAAAGAUAUAUAAUAAAAUCAAAAGUAUUCAUAUGAAAAUAGAAUAAAAAUAUAACACAGAAUAAAAAUACAUUCCUGCUGUGAUAAGUGUAUAUAAAAUGUAAUAAUAAUAGUACUACUGUUUGUGUUAAUUGCACAUAGAAUGAUAAUUUCCACUCAGAGUGAAGACUUGUACAGUCUGAUGGCUUCAGGCAGGAAUGACCUGCUGUGGGGCAUCUUGGUGCAUCUUGGUGCAAUAAGUCUGGUACUGAAUGUGCUCCUGUAGCCGACCAGCACAUCGUGGAGCGGGUGUGACACAUUGUCCAAGAUGACAGUCAGCUUGGACGGCAUCCUUCUCUCCGACACCUCCGUCAGAGAGUCCAGCUUCACUCCCACAACGUCACCGGCCAUGAGAACCAGUCUGUUGGUGUCAGCUGCCCUCAGCCUGCUGCCCCAGCACACCACAGCAGACAGGAUAGCAGUGGCUCCCACAGACUCAUAGAACAUCCUGAGCGUAGUUCGGCAGAUGUUACAGGACCUCAGUCGCCUCAGAUAAAACGGACCACUCUGGCCCUUCCUGUAGAGGGCGUCAGUGUUCUUUGCCCGGUCCAGUUUGUUGUCACUGUGGACCCCCAGAUACUUGUCAUCCUCCACGAUGUCCACACUGACCCCCUGGAUGGAGACAGGGGUCACCGGCACCUCUGUCCUCCUCAAAUCUGCUAUUAGUUCCUUGGCUGCAGAUGGUUCAUGUGAUGGUCCUCAUCCCUCUCCAGACCUCUCCGGUGGUGGUCUGAGGAGUCCUCCCUCGCCUCCCUCAUCUUCACCUUCAGCUGUCUCAGUGUUGUCGGGCUGGACCCGGAUAGCCGACUAUUCGUUCGCUGUGCUGGAAUCAGGAUAUCAAUUUUGAUUUCCGGAAACGGCCGCUCACUCCUGCCCCGUCGGACCGAACGCUCGGCACACUCAGCUGUUUGGAUCUGUUGGCUCUGAGUUUAGCUUCUGCAGCAUCAGACAGCAGCAGGGUCCAUGUGAGCGUCUCCAAAGAGAGCGUUUACAUGCCGAUAAACAGCCGUUAGCUUAUUGGCUUCCCUCAGAAACACAUUUUCAGAUUCAUUUAUCGAAUCUGUUUCUUUUAGGAAGUGUUCCUAGUGAUUCCUCGUUGAUGUUAAUAUGUUAAUAAUCCCUUAAACACAAAAAGCUGUAAAAUAACUCGUUCUCACUGACUGUCAGACCUCACUGACGGCCAACUGAAAGCUUUAAGUAGAGAUGAGAACACCACGUUUAGGUUUGUAUUACUGGUUGCACUAAAUCCAAUGUACUGUACUUUGGAUAUAUUUCUUCUAACAGUGCAUCACUUGGCGGUUCCCAAGGUUGCAAGUUUUUGUUUUUUUUACAUUCCUGGUUGACGUUUUUACUCCACGUCACCGAUUUAGAUCGCACAUAUUUUACUGACAUUUGGUUUAUUUGUCAUUUUUACAGUGUCAUUUAUUUUAACGUUUUGUUGUUGUUGUUUUUUACAGUGUAUUUGUUGGUUUAUGUCUUUGUCGUCACUUGUUACGGUAAAUUUGGGCGUCAGUGUUACUCUCGGCUGCCGUGUUUUUACAGUCUAACCCCGAUCACGUGUUUUAGCUUCUAGUGGACGAAAGAAAACGUCUGUGAAACGCUAGAAAACUGCCAAACAGAGUUUACUUUUUUAUUUCUGUCUCAGGUUCAAAUAAAUUCUCUGCCAACAUGCUGUGACCUCUUCAGUAUUCUAUGAACAACUCUGGGAGGAUAAAAGUCAGAAAUAAACGGGUUGUCAUGUUACUGGUUGGCCACCAGAGGGCAGCAGAGCGUUACGCACAAAUCUCAACGAGCCUGCAGCCGAUGACUAAUCAAUAAUAAUACCUGCAUACGAUCAAUAUUCACGUCCUCCUCAAACUGAAAGGCCUCGUUAUGAACCAAAACAGUCGAAUAGUUAAUUUUCUGACACGAUCACACAGUUUAAAGGGUUUUAUUUUGGUAACGUGACCUCUGGUGUCUCAUUUGUCUUGUUUUCUGGGUUAUUUGACCCCCAAAAGACACAAAACGACAUUUUAUUGGCUAAGUAGGUUCAUUUUCUGCCAUUACUGACUAAUUUCCUGCCUUUUUGGGGUCAUUUGUUUUCUUUGUGGGCUAAUUUUAUGCACAUGUGGGAUAAUUUUGUCACUUUUUGACACUCAAAAAUACAUAAAAUAACAUUUUUGUGUACUUGUGGGCCAAUUUUAUGCAUUUUAAGGGUCAUUUUAUGCUGGUUUAGAUUCAUUUGGUGCCUGUUUUUGUGCCUUUGUGGGCUAAUCGAGGGGCAUUUUAAUGCUAUGUGAGGAAAUAUGUGUCAUUUCGUGCCAUUUAGGGGUAAUUUUGUAGUUUUUUUCUAUCGUUUUGUGUUGUUUCGUACCUUUUGUGGAGUUAUUUUUUUUUAUCUUUUUUGUAUUUGUUGGGGUUAUUUUAUGCCUUUGUGAAGCUGCUUGUGGAGCCAUUUUGCUUAUUUUUGCUGUUUUUUUGUGUUUUUCGGUGUCAUUUUGUACCUUUUUUCUUCAUCUGUCUGUUUUUUUUUGUUUGUUUUGUGUAUUUUGUGAUUGUUCUUUUUUGUGUUGUUUACAGUCAGUUUUCUUGUCUUCAUGUCUCCCUGUGAUCAUACUCAAUCGUUUAAGUUUAUUUUUCAUUAUAAGUUCUCCUCAGUCGUAUUUGAACCGACUAGAGUUGCUGUAACGAACAGAAAAGCUGUUACUGAGGGAGUUUAAGUCGCCUGCUUUGAUAAGAAAAGUUCAAAUAAAACACUACAGACAUUU